UCGGCGCGGCCCCGGCCAUCCCGCACGGAGCCCGGGGCCGCCGGCGCCGCCACCGCCCGGAGGAAGUUCCCUUUCCCUUUAAAUGCAAAUCCCCGCACCGGGGCUGCGGGGACGGGUGUUCGGCGGGCUCGGGGACGAGUGUUCGGCGCGCUCGGGGCGUCCGGCAGGACUCGGGGCGUCCGGCAGGACUCGGGGUGUCCGGCGUGCUCGGGGUGCCCGGCGGGGACACGGCCGGAGCGGGGCCCGGCGCAGACGGAGCCACCGAGAGCUGCGUCCAUCCCGCACAGGGUCCCCGUCACCCGGCUCCGGUGCCCCCGCACCCUUCAGCAUGGAGGAGCGGCGGAAGAAGAGGAGCCCCAAAACCUGCCUGGCCCAGCCGGUACCCGCGGGGGCCCCGCGGCCGCUGCCCCCCAGCAAGAGCACGUCCUUCGCCCUGCCGCUGCCCACCCUGCCCUCGCCCCGGCAGCGCGCCCGGCUGCGGCGGACCAGCAAGGAGCGGGCGCGGGCGGGCGGCGCGGGGGCGGCGCGGGGGGCUCCGCUGCAGCACAGCUUCCUCACCGACGUGUCUGACGUGUACGAGAUGGAGGGGGGACUGCUCAGCCUCCUCAGCGACUUCCACUCGGGAAAGCUGCAGGCGUUUGGGAAGGAAUGUUCCUUCGAGCAGCUGGAGCACGUGCGGGAGAUGCAGGAGAAGCUGGCGCGGCUCCACUUCAGCCUCGACGUCUGCGUGGAGGAACUCCCCGAGGAGCAGAAGAAGGCGGCGGCCGACAGAAACCUGGACCAGCUGCUGGCACACCUCGAGGAGCUCAGCGGCUCCAUACAGAAGCUGCACUUGGCUGAGAGCCCCGACCCCGAGGACGCGGCCGCCUGACCCCGCGCCUGGGGGGACCCCGCGCCGGGACCCCCCAUCCCCGCGGAGGCGACGCGGGUCAGCGGGGCCGCCGGGC
This is a messenger RNA of Colius striatus (speckled mousebird), 947 nucleotides long. RefSeq names its product coiled-coil domain containing 28B (gene CCDC28B). NCBI's taxonomy places the organism in Eukaryota, Metazoa, Chordata, Aves, Coliiformes, Coliidae. The record is from RefSeq and is a predicted model, not a curated record.